Molecule: messenger RNA, 2297 nt
Organism: Solenopsis invicta (red fire ant)
Lineage: Eukaryota; Metazoa; Arthropoda; Insecta; Hymenoptera; Formicidae
Product: zinc finger protein 2 homolog
Exons: 3
Coding region: 279-1427 (382 amino acids)
Biological process (GO): regulation of transcription by RNA polymerase II
Cellular component (GO): nucleus
Molecular function (GO): RNA polymerase II cis-regulatory region sequence-specific DNA binding; DNA-binding transcription factor activity, RNA polymerase II-specific
Source: RefSeq, a predicted model, not a curated record
UCUUUCUCUCAGUCCUCCUUCCUCCGUCAAAGCCGCGUAGGUGGCGUUCAGAUAUCUAAUAAAAAAAUGGCUUUGGGACAAAGGGACUGGAUAUCCUUGUCAUCAAUGUUUGCUGACAAAUAAGUUUUAAUAAGUCUCGUUUAUACUGUCGCGGAUGUCGAACAGAAAGCGCACAUCAAUUAUGACACUUUUAUCACACAAGCUCGCCGGAACUACGAGUAUUCGCGACUGAUAUUUUCCUGGCCGAGGCCCUUGUUGACAAUUCUUCGAAUGAAAAUAUGUUUAGUCCUAUACAAAUAAAACAUGAAUGUACAACUGUAGAGGAUGUAAACGGGAGCAAUAGGAUUAACAGUUCAGAUAGUUCCUUAUAUCCUUUCAUCAAUCAGGAUGUUGAGUAUAAGCACCGUCAGUUGUCUCAGUUUUGGCAGCAGACACAGUUACCGAACGAGAUGCCUGCGAAAAAUGAAAUUCAUGAUCAACAGGUCUUGUUUCAGCAGGCAGAAGAAGCUGGAAGUUUAUCAUAUGUAAAGGAUUAUGUACAAAAUGGCAUAUUCUACCCAAUUGAUCAAGAAGAUGGCAAUAAUCAAGUGCAGACAAAUAACCAGUGCGACCAGAGUACAAGCAAUGCUGUUGUAGUGCAAGAAAACAAACAACUGCCACAAGAUUUGCAAAACACAAGAGAUAUUAGUCAGACAUUAACAGCGCAAUCGCUGACUGCCAUAAAAAGCAAUCGUCUUGGGAGACCAUCCAAAAGUUCAGCAGAAUCUGGUACUGGAAAAAAGUUGAAAUGUCAAUGUGAGAUUUGUUUCAAGGAAUUUGGACACAAAAGCAAUUUAUUUAUACAUAUGAGAACGCAUAAUGGGGAGAGACCGUAUAAAUGCAGUCAAUGUGAAAAGUGUUUUACUCACAGUGGAAACUUGGCUAUACAUAUGAGAACACAUUCUGGUGAACGCCCUUAUGGUUGUCAGAUAUGUGGAAAGAUGUUUAGCCAUAGUGGAAAUCUUUCCACUCAUUUAAGAACUCACUCGGGCGUUAAGCCCUACAAAUGUAAUGUGUGUGGUAAAGAAUUUAGGCACAGUGGUAAUUUGUCGAUUCACGAGAGGAUACAUUCCGGAAUUAAACCAUUUCAAUGUAAAAUUUGUGGAAAGGAGUUUUAUCACAGUGGCAAUUUAACAACUCAUAUGAAGAAACAUCCUGUAAAUACAGAUACAAAUGUAACUGACUGUGAAAACAAUCAAAAGCAUAUACUGCACACUGGUACAGAUGUUAAUAUUACAGCUUCUUCAAAUUAUUUAAAUAAUGUGUCUUUAACGCUCAAUGAUGACAUUAAAUUAAUGCAUAAUACUAGUAAUGUGGUUCCUAUAAAGAAUGAAAGUACAGAAGAUACUGUAUUAAACACUAUGGGGAGAUUAACGUCUACUAGUUGAAGGUAUACAUGAUUAUUAUGCAGGAUGAGUUAUAUAAUUUAUUACAAUAUCAAUUUGAUAUUAUCUACACAAAAAAUGAAAAAAUUCUUGAUGAUGCCUUAAUAAUUGGAAAAUGUGUAUCAUUUGUUACAUAUAAUUUUUUCAAAGAUUUAAAAUUAAUGUUUUAGAAUUUUUUAAGAAAUCUUUUUGAACUAUUAUUAAAGAAUUUUUAAAUAAAUAUUGAUUUGUAACGAGUUAUAUACGACGUCCUGUGCAUUAAGAAUUUAAAAAAUAUUGAGUUUUUAAUAUUUUUUCAUUCAGUGCUCUAUUUGCAAAUAAGUAAUUUUUUAUUGACAAUAAAUAGGCUUUUAUUUUUACACCUUUGUUACAUGAUAGUCUUCCUUAAAUAUAACAUUAUUAUAUAAAAAAUUAUAUUUGUAUAUUGUAUGUAGACUUAUUUAAGAUCAAGCGGUGAUUAUAAUAUGAUUAUAAUGAUCUGUGAUGUUUUUGGGUAAAAUAUGAACAAAGGACAGUAACAAUACUUUCAUAAAAAAAUGCCACUGUUUAUUCAUAUAAAUAAUUAACAUAUACAUUAUUUCUUGUUCAGUUAUUAUUGUUUAUAUAAAUACUUUAUAAUCAAUAAUAUCAGACUUUAGUAGCCCUUGAAUUAAGUAAGUAAAUUAUUGUAAUUAUUAUUUUGAGCAUACAAAGCACAAUAUGUAUAAAAAUAAUAAAAAUAUAAUUUGAAUCUUGUUUUGAGCUCAAUGUGCAAUUUGAUAUCGAAUAAGAGUGAUAAAUUGCCUGUUAAAACUUUUGUUAGCUUUUAUGUUAUAUUUAUUUCUUAUUGUUAUGAAGUUCAUUUCAAUAAAUUAUCUCUACUUUUACAUUAUA